UUUGACACCUUCCGGGGCGAGAAGAGCGCGACAAGUGAUAAGGAUGAAAUCAUUGCCGCCCUUCGUGAGAGCUUUGACACCUUCCGGGGUGAGAAGAGCGAGACAAAUGAUAAGGAUGAAAUCAUUGCUGCGCUUCGCGAGCACCUUGAAAGCUUCCGCGGUGAGCGGACCGACAAGGACGAAAUCAUUGCCGCUCUACGGGAAAACCUCGAGACUUUCCGUGAUGAGGGCAGUCGUUCGCGGGAUCUUGGCGAUAAUGAGUUCUCAACUGGUGACCUGAUUGACGUCUUCAAUGAUGGUGUUGGGAAUAUUCGGGAUGACCUGGGCAAACUGUUGGAGAGACCAGUGGAAUUCGAUUACAACGAACUUCUCGACACUCUGAAAGAAGGACUAAGCAGUCUCAAAGCUGACGUCGAGAUGUUGCGCAAGUCCCAGCUGGACGCCGAAGACGUUACCACAACUAGAGGUGGAGAGCUAAUGCUUGCUAAUCAAGCCAACCAACCUAUCCCACAUACUCAGCCCGACAUUAGUAGCGACAUGGAAGCGCUCAAAUCUCUGAUUUCCCAGCUUCAAACGAAGGUCGAAGCCAUUGAAUCCGCACCGCGCGCCGCGGAACCAGCCACAGACGCUCUCAAGAAAGAACACCUGGAUGAGGUCCUGGCAGGCCUACAUGAACUCCAGGGCUCUGUCACGGGCAUUGUGGCGCGCGAGAACCCUACAGAGGAGACAACCGCCAAGAAGGAGGACACAGAGGCGAUCGAGGCCUUAUUGCGGAGCACGAAGGCUCAGCUCGACGAGAUGAAGUUCCCCGCUGUGGAUGAGCUCGCAAGAGCCGAGCAGCUUGGCAGCUUAGAAACUAUAGUGAAGGAGACGAAGGAUGCCCUAUUCGAACUAAGCACCCGCCUGGAAGCUGAGGGCCCGACCAAGUCCGAGAUCGGUACUUUGGAGACUCUCAUGAAGGAUAUGUGGCUGGCCCUCGACGAGUUGAAAGGCAAAAACCCAGAAGGCGCGAGCGACACUGAGAAAUUGGUUAAAGCCGACCUGCAGACGGUAGAGGCCAUGAUCUUCGAAGUGAAGACGCAAAUCGACGAGCUUAAGCUCCCCGACCCUGAGACCUUGCCUACUAAGACGGAGGUUCAGGAUCUAUCCGCUCUGGUAACUGAAUUCAGGGAGAAGGUGGAGGCUGAGAAUGAGUUGACAGCCCAAGGAUUUGAAGCCCGUAAAGUGGAACACGCCGGUCUUGCUGAGAAGAUCGAGGAGGCCAAGGCUGUGGUCGAAGGACUUGGCGAUGAACUUAAGAGCAAGCUGGACGGAAGUAGUGAGGGUCUCUCUGAGUUGAAGCAGCUUCUGGAAGGCUUAGCAGUCUCCGCGGAGAGCUUUACGACAGUUGAAAAUGUUAAGGAACUCACAGAACUCAUCAAUCGCGAGUUCGAGCGGGCACGCGGCGAACAGGACGCGCACAAGCUCGAAAAAGAGGAGCGCGACGCCGCCUCUCUUGUCAAGCAGGAUGAGACCAGAGCAGCUAUCAUUGUGGAGCUCGGAGCGAAGAUCGACGAGAAACUGGGUGAAGUCAUGGCCAAGUACGACGAUAUGCAGACUGCGAUGGAUACAAAAUUCUCGGAGUCGGUUGAACGUGACAACACCCACCUUGAAGCCGCAACUAAUACCAAAUCUCUUGCGGAGGACAUCAAGCUUGUUAUCGGUACCAUGGGCGACAGCGUCAAUGAGGCCUGUGAGCGCAUCACUGAGGAUACCAAGUCCUUCCUGGAGAAGGUGGACGUCUCCUACAACAAGAUGGAAGAGAUGCACAACGAAGUGAAGACUCAGCAGGAACAGGCCCGAUCCGACAUUGAGCGAGCUGCAGCUGCAACUGAUCGUGUGGAAAGCAAGCUGCAUGAGUUCCACCCCCAGGUCUUGGAAUCUAUCCAGGAGAUUCUCAACAUUGUUGGUCAGCAUUACGAUCAUUCACAGAAGUCUGCUGAGGCUAUCAAGACGGACCUGUCUGCCCUUCCUUCGACUAUUCCCCAGAUGUUCCCCGCUUUACCACCCCCCGAGCCGGAAAAGUACGAUGACAGCAAGGUCCAGGAGAAGCUGGAUAAUCUGUUGCAUCAUGCAAAGAAUGAAAAGGUGCAGGAGGCCCUGAACAUUCUGGUCGAGCGGGUAACGAACGACCAGGUGCACGAGAAACUUGAUCAGCUCCUCAGCCAGACGACCAGCACCAAUAGUCAGAUGUAUGACAAGUUGGAUGAGCUGCUCAACCACGCUGCGGAGAACAACGGGCCAAUUCAUGACAAGCUUGAUACUCUCAUCGACCACGCAACCAAUACUGAUCAGUCCGUCACGCAGAUGAUGAAGCUGGACGAGAUGCACAAGGAUAUCAUGGAGACGUCCCGCAAGAUGACCGAGAUGUUUGCCGCUCAGUCCGCAAUCGUAGCCGAAGACAACGAACGCAAACGCCGCGAGGCGGAAGAGGCUGCGGUUGCGCUCGAGAGGAGAAACGCACAGAAAGAGCAAGUGGAAUCCGAAAUUGUCGACCUCAAGGAUGAGAAGGAGUCUCUUCUGAAGAUGAUCCAGACCCUGAAGGCCGAGAAGGAGGACCUUGUUAAGCAGACUACGAAACUCGGCAAGGAGCUGUCCAGCUUGGAGAUGGCUCUCGAGCUCCGCCACGAAGAGAUGCAGGUCAUGGAGGAUCGUGCAGACAGCCUCGAGAAACGCAUCCUGGAAGGUGUUCUCGACCACGCUCGCAGUGUUUUGCUCAGCCGGCCCAACAAUGGUCUGAAUAUGAAGAAGUCGCGGGGCUCUCGGGCUCGAGGCCCUAGCAAUUCCAGCACUGCACGGGAGGCUCGGAAUAUCUUGAGCAGCAGUGUUGGUAUGGCACUAAGGAAGCGGUCUCAGGCACCGUCGCAGGCCGGCGCGGCUACUCCGACGAAGGACGGCAAGGAGAGGCGCAUCCUCAGUCUGAGUAACAUGACUGGCAACCGCGGACCUACCGAUCGCCAGUCUAGUGUCAGCAGUGGGUUUGCCAGCUUGAAGCGCAGUCACUCCGUGAAGUCCAACGUCUCCGACCGCAAGUCUUCCUGGGGUGGCAGAAGCUCCGUGCUGAACAAAGAGAACGAGGGGCUCCCCGAGGAGGAUGAGAACCGUAGCGACAUCGAAAGCGACGCGGGUACAGAGCGAAAAACGAGCUAUGCCGGCAGUAUGAUGUACGGAGCAGGUAGCACUGUGUCUAAUGAUCGACGGUUGAGUGGCUCCAGCACCGCCACUGAGAUUAUUGGCCAGGGCGCUCGCUCAGUUGCGAAUGAUGGAGACGGUGCUUCGGAGACACAUGACGAUCCUAAGGGCGACGACCCCGAGCUUGAUUCAGAGUCAUCUAAAAUGGUGCUCUACGGACAACAUAGCGAUAGUGGGAUUGGGGUUGCGAGCGUCGCGGGAUAG
Molecule: messenger RNA, 3435 nt
Organism: Aspergillus bombycis
Lineage: Eukaryota; Fungi; Ascomycota; Eurotiomycetes; Eurotiales; Aspergillaceae
Product: chromosome segregation ATPase family protein
Exons: 1
Source: RefSeq, a predicted model, not a curated record